This is a messenger RNA of Cucurbitaria berberidis CBS 394.84, 1899 nucleotides long. RefSeq names its product MFS general substrate transporter. The record is from RefSeq and is a predicted model, not a curated record. The transcript is spliced from 3 exons. NCBI's taxonomy places the organism in Eukaryota, Fungi, Ascomycota, Dothideomycetes, Pleosporales, Cucurbitariaceae. Gene Ontology annotation, biological process: transmembrane transport. Bases 1 to 1899 code for a protein of 632 amino acids. Gene Ontology annotation, molecular function: transmembrane transporter activity.
AUGACAGAACACCGAUUGCCAGUCAAGCAACUGGUAAUUCUUUCAAUAUGUCGCUUCGCCGAACCCAUCGCCUUGACCUCGGUGUUUCCAUACCUCCCCGAGCUUAUGGAAUCCUUCGGCGUUCCUGAAAACGACAUCGCACGAUGGGCGGGCAUCUCGUCCGCCACAUUUUCCAUAUGCCAAGCUGUGACAGGACUCUUCUGGGGCGCUGCGUCAGACCGAUAUGGGAGGAAACCAACAAUCUUAAUAGGGCUGUUCAACACCAUGUGGGCAAUGCUGCUCUGGGGCUUCUCGGUCAAUUUGCCCAUGGCUCUAGCGGCGCGCGCCCUACAAGGUUUAACAAAUGGGAAUGUGGGCAUCUUGCGCACAAUGGUAGCGGAGCUAUGCCCAUGGAAGGAGUUACAGCCGAGAGCCUUCUCCAUCAUGCCUUUGGUAUAUACGGUUGCCGCCAUUUUCGGCCCGACGCUGGGAGGAGCACUCGCAAAUCCUCUGAGAAUAGACCCACGCAAACCAAGGGGCAAUAGCUUCUUGGAGAGAUUCCCGUACGUCUUACCAAAUCUCGCGGCAGCAGCCUUCUUCGCAUGUGGAAUCGUCGUGGGUUGGCUGUUCCUGAAGGAGACUUUGGAGAGUAAGAGACACAAACAGGAUCUGGGGCUGAGGACGGGUGCGAAGCUCACCGCCUUCGUUCGCAAGACGUUGAACAUGCCGAAGAAGCAGAAGGAAUUAUCACCUGAGCGUGAACCGCUACUUGGGCAGCAAAAAGCCUUCGAUGACCAGUCUACAGCACGGCUUGGCGUUGCAAGUGAAAUCAUCAAGGAGGGCUCUCCAAAGAUUCGCGAUGUCCUCACAUACCAGACCACACUAAACCUAGUCGUGUACACACUACUGGCACUGUACACACUCGCGUUCGAUCAGCUACUUCCAGUACUCCUGCACCAUCCUCCCCAAUCCUUGGACGACCCCAACGUUCGCCUUCCUCUGAAAUUUGCGGGCGGCUUCGGCAUCGACUCCCGCCGCAUUGGCGCAAUCUUUACCUUCUUCGCCGUCUCCUCCACUCUUAGCCAGUUUCUCCUCUUCCCACCCUUGGCCCGACACCUAGGUGUUCUUCGCUGUCUGCGCAUCGCAUUUUUUGCGUUCCCCUGUGUCUUCUUCAUUACACCAUUUAUUACCCUUAUCCCCGACCCAACAAUGAAGCAAGUCGCGAUGGUGGCGCUGUUGAUGUUUAGGGGCAUGUGUGGAACUUUUGCGUUUCCAACAAGCACGAUCAUGUUGACGAAUAGCGCAAGCAGUCUGCGCAUCCUUGGUACCCUCAACGGUUUCGCAACAAGCAUGUCAGCCAUAGGACGCGCUGCCGGUCCUAUCAUUGGUGGUGGACUCUUCUCUUGGGGCGUCAAGCGCGGAUAUGUGAUUGUUCCAUUUUGGGUAUUGUCUGCUAUUGCGUUCCUUGCAUUAAUACCAACGUUCUGGCUGGUGGAAGGCAAAGGCUUUGGCGAUGAUCCGGAUUCGGAUGAAGAGAGCCUCACCUUGGCCGAAGACGACGCGGGGGAGCAAAAUACAAGACCUCGUUCCAUCGACACGGAUGAUGAAGCAGCGUUGUCGGAAUCAGAGUUCGGGGAACUAGGGGAGCCACCGAAUUUGCUGAGCUACACGAGCACACGAUCUAGCAUAGCAGACGUGUCUGACGACGGAGCUGACCACAACGGUGACGAGGCAUACAGUGAUCGGAGGAGAUCGUCCAAUGCCCUCCACCAUAGGAGUCAUUCACACAGCGGGCACACAAGAGGUGUGAGGAGAAGAACAUCUGUGCCAAUUGGGAUGGGCAUAGGCUUCCGACGUUAUAGCUCGAAUCUAGGCGCCACGGGGAUUGGGGCUGCAGGUACGAGCUGGGGAGGGACUUGA